UUCUCACGGCCAGAGACCUCACUCACUGGAAUUGCAAUAAUCCGACACUACAACCCCUCUCCCUUAUCCCAUCACCUUCCACCCCCAAACUCUCUGCUUCACCUUCACACUAAGCCGCCGCCGCCACAGGAGCCACAGCAAGCCUUGCUGCUCCUCUCCUCCAUCUUCUUCAGUUCGUCUCUAUCUCUAAAUCUCCUAACCACAAGCUUCAGCCUCCAAUAUCCAGGUGAGUCGUUUGCUUCAACAUAAAAUUUUGCUUCUUUUGCAUCCUCUUUGUCUCUGGAUUAUGCUUUCUCUUGUAGUCUAUAAGUAGUAGCUCCAAAUGGAACCGAAGCUCUUGUUUUCUUUAACCAAAGCCUCACCGUCCCCUUCUUUACCCUUUUUUCUCUCAUACAAAUCUCCUUUUCUUCUACAACCCAAACAAUCUACGAAAACCCAUUUGUCACUCUCAAAGAUACUGCCAGAAAAAUCGCUAUUCUGGGGAAAGAGUUUGGUUUUACAUGGGAGAGAUGUUCCUUUGGAUAACCUGACAAAAAACCAAGUCCCGUUUGGGCCAAUAAGUGCUGCUGUGAAGAGAAGGAAAGAGCUUCCCUUUGACAACGUAAUUCAAAAGGAUAAGAAGUUGAAGCUGGUUUUGAAGAUACGAAAAAUUUUAGUGAGCCAACCUGAUAGAGUUAUGUCUCUUAGAGAGUUAGGUAGGUACAGAAGAGACUUGGGUCUGCAGAAAAAGCGUCGUUUUAUUGCCUUGUUAAAGAAGUUCCCUGCAGUGUUUGAGAUUGUUGAAGAAGGGGUUUACUCUUUGCAAUUCAAAUUGACGCCGGAAGCAGAAAGGCUUUAUUUUGAGGAGUUGAAGGUCAGGAAUGAGAUGGAAGACUUGCUAGUCGUGAAGUUGAGGAAAUUGUUGAUGAUGUCAUUGGAUAAGCGGAUUUUAUUGGAGAAGAUUGCCCAUUUGAGGAAUGAUUUGGGGCUUCCUUUAGAGUUUCGUGAUACAAUUUGUCAUCGGUACCCUCAGUUCUUUAAAGUUGUUGCAACUGCGAGAGGUCCGGCUUUAGAAUUAACUCAUUGGGAUCCUGAGCUUGCAGUUUCAGCAGCUGAGUUAUCUGAAGAGGAAAACCGGGUUAGAGAAAUAGAAGAGAAGGAUUUAAUUAUAGAUAGGCCUCUCAAGUUCAAUAGACUAAAACUGCCAAAGGGUCUUAAUCUUUCCAAGGGUGAGAUGAGAAGGAUAUGCCUAUUCAGGGACAUACCUUAUAUAUCCCCUUACUCUGAUUUCUCGGGCCUGAGGCCAGGUACAAUUGAGAAAGAGAAACAUGCUUGUGCAGUUGUUCAUGAGAUGUUGAGUCUUACUGUGGAGAAGAGGACUCUUGUGGAUCACCUUACUCAUUUUCGAGAAGAGUUUAGGUUCUCUCAGCAGGUGAGGGGUAUGCUGAUAAGGCACCCUGAUAUGUUUUACGUGUCCUUGAAAGGAGAUAGGGAUUCAGUUUUCCUUAGGGAAGCAUAUCGUGAUUCCCAAUUGAUAGACAAGGAUCGUUUGUUGAUCAUAAAGGAGAAGCUUCGAUCUAUUAUUUCUGUUCCUCGGUUUCCUCGGAGGGGUGCUCCCAGAAGUGAGGCAGAUGGUGCAGAAGGAAAUGAUGAGGCAAAAGGUGGAACUCUUGAGGAGGGUGAGGAAUGGUCUGAUGCUGAUAACUUUAUGAGUGAUGAUGAGUUUGACAAUGAUGAAAACGAUGAUGAAGAUGAUUGGAGUGAUGAAGAUGAUGAUACACCCCCAGAUUUCGACGAAGAUGGGAAAACACUGAAUGUUGGAGUGAGCAAACCAGUCAAAGAUGAAGAUAAUUCGAGACAGAAUGAUGGAAAGGUACUUGUUCCAGUGUUGCCAGAUGGUCGGCCAAGAGAGCGCUGGUAAAUUAAUGGAUUUGUAGGGACUCCAGCCUCAAGAUAUAUCCUGAAAGGGUUGAUUAUAUGUUUUGGCCUGAAAUACCAUAUAUGUCUGAUCCUGCUCGAAGGAGAAUUCAGCAUGCUAUCUGCAAGGCUCUAGAACCUGUUAGCAACACAAGGCCUCUACCUUUUCCUCAUACUCAAUG
Prunus avium (sweet cherry) is the source of this 2078-nucleotide messenger RNA. It is a transcript of the gene WTF1, whose product is annotated as Ubiquitin carboxyl-terminal hydrolase family protein. The record is from RefSeq and is a predicted model, not a curated record. Lineage: Eukaryota; Viridiplantae; Streptophyta; Magnoliopsida; Rosales; Rosaceae. Gene Ontology annotation, molecular function: RNA binding.